Archocentrus centrarchus (flier cichlid) is the source of this 1431-nucleotide messenger RNA. RefSeq lists its product as uncharacterized. The record is from RefSeq and is a predicted model, not a curated record. Lineage: Eukaryota; Metazoa; Chordata; Actinopteri; Cichliformes; Cichlidae. Bases 575 to 1339 code for a protein of 254 amino acids. The transcript is spliced from 5 exons.
CACUGUCACAUCUGCAGCGUGUUUUAAUUAUUUUACAGACUUUGCUUUUAGGAGUCAGCCAGCUGUUUAUGCCCUCAAAUCAAAUCUUUAUUGGCAUGCUAUUAUUCCCCGUCAUGCACAAAGAGAAAGUCCUGCACAGAAAUUCCAAAGAUUAGUGUUAAAUCAUGUUCAAUUGAAUUAUUCUGUUUAAAAUUAAGUACAGCCGGAAACUAGGGAACGGCUGACAGGUUUACCUACUACAGAAUGUGUGCCUUCCUGCAGGGGGUGGCUAAACAGAAAGCCACAAUUUCCGUUUUUAGACUUACACAGAAAAAAAAGGGGGGGGAGAGAGAAAGGAAGUUGAGGUUACUGUUUUAACAACUAGCUGAGCUGGAAGCUGUCCUGAAACAUUUCUGUCCCUGGCUAACCCUGUUACAUAAGUGGUUCUCCCGCCAUACUGUAAAUGCAGUGGUAUGAUCCAUGAUAGAACUGAAGCCUUUUGGACAACAGGACAGCAGAGAAAGGUUAUUUACUGAAGAAGUGGACUGAGUGGACUGUUCCUUUACUUUUCCACGGCACAGAGACUCAGCUGGAGAUGGCGUUUGUUGCAUAUGAGAUGUUCCUCACUGAUGUCUGUGUCUGCCUCCCUCUGACCCUUCUGCUCAUCGCUUUUUCAUGUCGUGUUAUACUACAAAGUAAGCAGGUUCCUGUCAUCUAUUACACAAACCUCCUCAUCACCACUCUCCUCCAGCUCUGUGCAAUGAUCGCGUUGGUGGCAAACGCAGGCCAGGUUACCUACGACUCUGUCUCCAUUUCUGUUUAUGCCGCCAGUAUGAUGGCCAAUCUUGGCUUCAAAGCAUGCAUUGCUCUGGAAAGAUUGUCUGCCGUCACCUGCCAGCUGUUGGACUUCAUCAGACACAUGAAGGGUUCUGUGGUGGCUUGUGUCGUGAUCUGGAUCCUUUGCAUUGUCACAGUCUGUCUCGCAGUAGAGAAAGUAUUUCUUGUUUCUAUUCUUGCCCUCUUCUUUGCUCCCCUCUUCAUCCUCUUCUUAGCAGGGAGCCUCAUGGCCCUUCCCGCUGCCACCUCGGUGCCUGUUGACGAAAAACGAAGAAUCAUGGGUGCUGUCGUUCUGCUGUUCCUUAACUACUUUGUGAUGAUCUUUCCCAUGAUCACCUUGACUCUUCAUGCCAGAUCACAUCAGCCAGAUGCGUAUUCCGUAGAUGCUGUUCUGAGAUUAUUUCUGCUCAGUCCUUUUGCAGAUUUGAUUCUAUUUGUUUUCAUGUGGAAAGGGUGGACUGACAGGCUGCUGGCAUAUCUGUGCUGCUGCAUCAGUGAUGUUAGCGCCGCAUCAGCAGUGUGACCCACGGUAGUACAGACCGGUGGGUUGACGUUGGCAGAGAAAAAGGGGAGCGAAAGAUGGGAGAGAUGCAGGAAAAAACUGAGAUAUGCAAA